AUGGAGGGGAUAGGUGGGGGAAAUGUGCAGAAAGUGACUCCUUUAGCUCGAGAAUUAACCCGGAUCUUCAACAGCUACAAUAAACACUCCAUACAACUAAAAAAUAAUCUGAAGGAGACCAACGCAUUUUUCCGGGAAAUAAAACAGAACUACAGUAAUGCCUGCGCAUCGGCCGCCAGCUCGGAGGCAGGUAAGAUGUGCACCUCUUCAGAUUUGUUAUCUAUAUAAUUAUCAUUUUUCUUGGCAUCAUCACAACAGAAUGUUCAGUAAAACUCACACAUUUCUCAGAAUACAUCAUGCUUUGCCAAACGUGGGUAGGGUUACGCUUUAUUGAAUGGUUAGGUUGUCACAUGUCACACACCAAUUCUUGAGGUUACAUUUAUCCCUGGUGGCUUAAUGCAGGUAACGUUACGAUACUUGCAUCAUAUGCCUGUCAUUGAAUGACCCUGUGAUUAUUUUACAUUCUACAGUAAGUAUCAGUUUAUUGUCUUAAAUUUGGAUCGCGAUCAGUGAUAGUAUGGGAAAGGAAGCAAAUGAUACAAACGAUAAAGAACAUGAGAAAAACAAUUAUUUUAUUCACAUGUAGGCCAAUCCUGACUAGCAGGUGCGAAACUUACAUUACGGGGGAAAAGUACGAAAAAAUGUAUGCAUUUACUACUUACUGUAUGUUGGUCUGGAUAUGAGUGUCUGCUAAAUUAGCAAAAAUGUCAAAAAAAAUAAAUACAGAUUUAGCCUUCAUUGAGAUCGACCACUCAACAAGCUUUUGAAGUGUAAUAUGAUUGUUGCUUCCAGCAUAAAGCCCCAUUAACAAGCCCCGUAAACGUAUCCGACCACAAACAUAGGAAGGUCUGUCAUUCUAUACUAGCCUUAGUUUGAGUGGAAACUCUUCUGAUUGUGGUCAUUCAAGGAGGAUUGGAUUAGGCACAGCAGACUCUAUGCAAAUCCCAUAAUGUUCCAAUUAGGAAUAUGUACAAGUUCUGCUGUGGUAGGGCUUUUCCUAAAGGGCCCACAGGGUUCUGACCUGUACUCAAUCUAUAUACAGUGGGGGGGUGGCAAAACGGGCGGACAGCUAUUAACUAAACUGUCUUCUGAAUGGGAGUGAUGAGGUAAGCUUAAAUUUCUUAUGGGGAAAAAACAAGACUGUUCUCUCCCGGAAAGAGAUUUCCUUGCCAACACGUCAACUGUAGAAAAUGUAUUAAAUAGGAUUUAGAGGAAAAAUGAAGAGAUUAGGGCCAGUUAUUCUUUCUCAACAAUAUGACCUGACAAAGUGCAACAAAUAUGCAGAGAUUCCAGCUUAAGAAGGAACUGAGGCUAAAAGGAAACAUGUACUGGUGAUGGAAAAACAUAGAAGUAGGCCACAUCCACUUGUUGUAAGCCAUCCUAAUUCCCACUCUGCACUAGUCACUGCACUAGUUGAUUUGGGGAUUGGCUGACCUCAAAGUAAGUGGGCUGAUGAGCAGGGUGUGGGUGUGAUUCUCACGUUCCUGUUUAGGAGAUGUGAGUUAUUUUGAGCCACGGUCUAUUGGUGGUGAGGAGGAGGAGUUUACCAUUCAUUUUCUGGAUUCAGGUUCAUUCAAACAUUGUUUUAAGCUUUGUUUUACUAUUGACAGUGACGGCUGAUUUUGGGAUUGUAUAUUGAGUCGCUGUCCUUAAAAAUGUGUCAACUGAUGUAUUAGUUUCAGUCUCUGAAUUGUUUAAUUGAACUUUUCGCCACCAGCUCCUGAUAUCAGGGCAUAUAUCAAUCAACCGAGUGAAUUAGCUUAGUGUGCAUGUGCGCCCAGCGAUAUCCUGACCCGAGCUUGUUUUCCCUGGCUAAACUAGCUGGCUAGCUGAACUAUGCUAGUUUUCUUCCUCAUUGCCAAACACCAUAAACACUGCACCCUCAACUUCAAAACUCAUUUGCUAGUUGUACAAUCAUGGAACAAAGAAAUUUACUGAAAAGAAACUUGAAAAUGAUUUAUUGUUUUGUUGAAUAGUCAUGACUGCUUCGAGCUAUCUGUAAGACAACGGUGGCGAAGGAUAUCAUUGCUACUUAACGCAGAUCCAAGUUCAGUUUUGAGAUCCAGCGGCGUCAUUGGCAUAGGGUUAGCUGGACGUUUCUGACUGGUCUUGGAACUGUGACAACAGGCAGCUUGGCUCGAUGGGAUAUGUAGUGAUUUUGCCAACACAGCCAGAUAUGUACACAGUCUUUUACUCUUAACCUUUUUUAAACUCACUCGUAUUUGUUGAUUAAAUCAGACUUUAUUAGUAUAAUGUGUAAUCCAGGAAUGUCACAAGUUAAUUGACUCGAGAAAAUAGCAUCGCUACAAUGAAUGGCUAAAUUACUUCCGGAUACAAAGGGUCUACUGAGCUCCUCCUCACCACUCUAUAGGGCUGUCAUUUAAGCCCAACCUUCCUGUCCCACAGGGAUUUCACAGUCUAUGCAAACGGAGCAUUCCAAAAAUUCAGCUAAACAAAAGUACGUAGAACUAUGUAGAGAGCUACUCUGUAGAGCAGGGAUGGGCAACUUUGAUGGGGGUGGGGGCCACAAAAUUCUGAACUCAUCAUAAGUAUUUGACUUGCCUAGUUAAAGGUUAAAUAAAUAAAAAGUGAGCCCCCCCACCUUGCGAGCAAAACAUUGUAGCAACCCCCUCUUGACAGCGGAGAGAGAGAGAGAAAUACGUUUUGGAGUUAAUUUCCUGCAAUGCUAUACAUUUUGUCAUGGGGCAUAGAGUAAAUCUUGCAAUUUUAAAGCAAUUUUGCUGCAAUUCUACAGAUUUUGUCAUGGGGCAGAGAGAAAUGUUUGCUGUCUGAAUAUGAUAUCUCAGUGAGAGUGACUAACAAAAUCGAUGGGGGCCCCCCGGUUGGUAAUUUGACCAUGAUUACUACAAGUUUAGAUAGCUGGCUAGACUAACUUACCAAUCUAAAAAAUGUUAGCUGACAUGGGCUAAUUGAGUGACUGCCCAAAAGAAGGGGGGCCACGGACCGCCAGUUGCCCAUUUUUAAGGCAGCGAUUCUCAACUGGUGGAAUUAUUGACAUGAAAAAGGUGGGACUGUUGUUCCCUUGUCAUACAAUUGGUACAUUUACUAUCAAUAUAGCAUUAAAAAUAGUUUUUCAGAUUGCGUUUUGGAAACAAAUAAAAUCACGACGUGAAUAUUGGAUCGCGACUGAGACAACCUGGUUCAAUUUGGGUACUGAGGCCAAACCAGUUGAAAACCACUGCUUUCAGGUGUGUUUGUGGGCUUAGUGUCUCCACUAGUACACACAUUUACAUCCACAUUUACCAAUAAUGUUUUUCAACAUCCUCAUUCUUUCAAUCUAGUGCAUCUAGAAUGUCAAAUUUCAUGGGAAAAGCAAAUCUAACCUUAUCCUUCCCAUCAAGUAGGCCUAUACAUACAUACUGUAUCUUUGUCAAACCUUCAUAAUAAAGGCUAACAACAAACCACACAGUGGUUGUCAUGCUAGAUGACAUGCUUCAAGCUCUAGUAAUAAUUGGUUUUUGUUUGACAUACAUUUUAAAGUGAAAAAUCGGAGUCUGUCACUGUUAUCGUGGAAUUGCCCUGUAGACAUCAGUAUAUUAGGUAUUUUUAAAAAAUGCAUUUCCUGUGGUUCAGUCAUUCAUUGGAUUGUUACUGCAUGCAAAAUGUGUUAGGCCAAACACCAGGCAGGGUAAUACCAGAUGAAGAGUUGCAGAGCAACAGAUUGGCAGGGUGGAGAAAGAGAGAGAAAUAAGGGGUGGGGAGGGAGAAAGAAGGGCUAUUCCAUUUCUGGCCUCUGUUCUUUGUCUGUUGUUUAACUGCUUUAGACCAUGACUCAGCAUCAUGGAGGAUUAUGACCACUUCCUGUGAUGACCCAGGAUGAAUUGGUUGUGCUGUUAAUAUGGGUUGCCACAGAGAUGGGUCAGGAGAUAACAGAUGAGACUGAGGGGCUUUGAAGUAAACACCAAUAGAUUCUCCCUCAGGCCUUUCAUAUGCCAGAAGUGCAGAGACAGAGCGAUGCCAGACACCAGUUCACAACAGGUCCAGUUAAAGCUGAAAAUGUUAUUUCUGUAAUGCAAGCCAAUCCACUAGAAUUUGCUCAAAUAUAAAGUGGGGUGUUAUAUAACAUUACAUUGUAUUAUUUAUUUAUGCAGAUUGUUUCUAGGCCUAAUACCUGAAGAAAAAAGGCUCCUUCCUUAACCCUCAGAAGGGAGAGGCACAAUGACUCAAGCCCCCCUGACCACCAGUACUACUCCCUUCUAUACAUGUUGUUGUCCCUUCUCCUCCCAGGCCAGCUGAGCUGCAUCUCCUUCCCCCGGCAUGAGGAGGAGUUCCUGCACAGCAGCGUGGGCAGCACCCCUUACGUCCUGGUACUUGGCCAGGACUGCGCCGCGCGCUACCAGCUGCUCAACUGCCUGCUGGGGGAGCGGCUCCUGCCCCUGGGGCCCGUGGCGGGCGAGGCCUGCGAUGGCGUUCAGGGCACCGCCUGCAAGAGGAGGAAGCUGUGCUUCACCCACGGGCGCCAGACGCGGCUCAGCCUGGCGCUGCCAGGCCAGUAUGAGCUUGUACACCAGCUUGCGGCCCACUGCGGGCGCUGGGAUACGGUGCCCCGGGAGGAUCUGGAGAUCCAGGAGGAA
Molecule: messenger RNA, 4595 nt
Organism: Coregonus sp. 'balchen'
Lineage: Eukaryota; Metazoa; Chordata; Actinopteri; Salmoniformes; Salmonidae
Source: the annotation of a GenBank genome assembly